This is a messenger RNA of Protopterus annectens (West African lungfish), 2739 nucleotides long. RefSeq names its product protocadherin beta-15-like. The record is from RefSeq and is a predicted model, not a curated record. Bases 1 to 2739 code for a protein of 912 amino acids. Gene Ontology annotation, molecular function: calcium ion binding. The transcript is spliced from 3 exons. Lineage: Eukaryota; Metazoa; Chordata; Ceratodontiformes; Protopteridae. Gene Ontology annotation, biological process: homophilic cell-cell adhesion. Gene Ontology annotation, cellular component: plasma membrane.
AUGACAGAAUUUGAGACUUUGAGGCCCACAAAAGGCAAACCUUAUUUUAUACAAGGAGAGAGUCGGAUGAUGAGAAAAAUAGAUAUAUCCCACUCAGAUAAAGUUAAAAUAGCCACGGAUUAUACGUCUGAUGUUAGGAUUAUGAAAGAUAUUGUUAGGAAACACUGGCCCGUACUUACAAGUGACCCGCAUAUAAGAGAGUUGGUUGGAGAAGAACCAGUAUUUUGCUAUAGAAAUAAGAAGUCACUAAAAUGGCACCUUUGUUAUGCUAGUAAAGAGAAGAAAGCAAAAGAAAAAGAAGAACAUGUAGGAACAAUACCAUGUGAUGCACUAAAGCUAAAAUAUUCUGUUUACGAAGAACAAGGAAAUGGUUACGUUAUUUCGGAUAUCGGGAAUGACAUCGGACUGGACCCUCAAACACUUAAAACCCGCAGAGCACGCACCGUUUCCGAGGGUGGAACCCAGUACUUUGAAAUAAACCUUAACAAUGGAAUGUUGUUAGGAAAGGAAAACAUAGACCGGGAUGAAGUAUGUGGUCAGAGUAGUCCGUGUAGAUUGUACUUCCAGGUUAUUAUUGAAAAUCCCUUGCAUCUUUAUGAGGGUGAAGUCGAAAUUCUGGAUUUAAAUGACAAUGCACCACGAUUUCGGAAAAAGAUGUAUGUAUUGGAAAUAAAUGAAUUUACUGCACUGGGAACCAGAUACUCCCUAGAAAAGGCACAAGAUUUAGACGUGGGGAUCAAUGCAGUCCAGGACUAUCAGGUGACCCAGUCUGAGUACUUUCAGAUGAAUACCCAAACUGGAAUCGAUGGUAAUAAAUAUGCUGAACUUGUGUUAGUGAAGCAGCUGGAUUAUGAAAAGAUAGAUACAAUAAUUUUACAUCUGAUCGCCAGAGAUGGUGGUAAUCCUCAGAGAACUGGGACAACAGAAGUGCACAUUACUGUUUUAGAUGCGAAUGAUAAUUAUCCUGUAUUUAAUCAGACAGUUUACAGAAUUAGACUUGCAGAAAAUACCGCAAAGGACUUUGUGGCUCUUAAAGUUACAGCCACUGAUUUGGAUGAAGGAUUAUAUGGUGAAAUUGAGUACUCGUUUAGUCGUAUCUCUAAUGCGAACACCAAAAAAUUUAAAUUAAAUGAGCAAACUGGGGAGAUAAAAGUUGCAGAAAUGCUAGACUAUGAAGAUAAUAAAGUUCAUGAGAUGGAAGUACAAGCAGAAGAUGGUGGUGGAUUAACAGCUCACUGUAAAGUUGUGUUUGAGAUAAUUGACAUGAAUGACAAUGCUCCUGAAAUCGUUGUGUCCUCUAUUACGAGUCCUCUUCCAGAAAACUCAUCUCCUCCAACAGUGAUAGCUCUUCUGAGCGUCAGAGACCGGGAUGAUGGAGAAAAUGGGAAAGUGCAUUGUUCCGUUAUAGACCAACAGCCUUUCAAAUUAAUUCCAUCUUUGAAAAAUUUUUAUGAAUUGAUAUCAGUUGAACAACUUGACCGGGAAGAAAACUCUGACUACAACAUCACUAUAGUAGCAGUGGAUGGUGGGUCACCUCCAUUAUCUUGUACAACAGUCAUUCAUUUGCAGGUUUCAGAUGUAAAUGACAAUCCACCCAUAUUUACUCAAACAUCCUACAUUAUAUACACAAAAGAGAAUAAUAAUCCCGGUUCUUUCAUUGACUCAGUGAAAGCCUUUGACAGUGACUCUAACCACAAUGCCCAAAUUGUUUAUAAGGCUGUUGGAAAUCAGGCUCUUGGAUUAUCGCUUUCUAGUUUAAUCUCGGUUAAUUGGGAUACUGGUGACAUCUACGCAACUCGGUCAUUUGACUACGAGAAAAUUACUCACUUCCAAUUUCUUAUUAAGGCACAAGAUUCCGGAUCUCCUCCACUUAACGCCACUGUUCCUGUAACUAUUCAUAUUUUAGAUGAAAAUGACAAUGCACCUACUAUCCUUCAUCCUUUGCCAAAUAAUAGUCACUUAGCCACUGAAAUAGUACCAGUUGCCGCAGAUGCAGGUCAUGUUGUUACUAAAGUAGUAGCUGUUGAUGCUGAUUCUGGCCAGAACGCAUGGCUGUCCUUUCAACUACUCAAGGCAACCGAUCCUAGUCUUUUCACGGUGGGGGUUCAUACUGGAGAGAUAAGAACAGCAAGGCAAACUACAGCCAAAGAUGGUAACACACACAGACUGAUUGUAGUUGUUAAAGACAAUGGACAACCGCAGUUAUCCUCAACUGCUUCACUAAAUAUAUUAGUAGCUGAACACUUCUCAGGUGCUUAUUUGGAAAAUGCUGACGUGGAAAACUUGGAGGACUAUGAUCAAAGGUUAACAGUUUACUUAAUUAUUUCCUUGUGUGUAAUUUCAUCUUUGUUUCUAGCUGGCUUAUUAGUGCUGUUAUCUUUAAAGGCAUACAGAGUUUACAGUAGAAGGCACUGUGUUUCCUCUGGAUUGAAAUUUACUACUUCUGGCUAUUUAGACUGCGGGGGUAAGGAAUCUCUGCCACGCAAUCAUUUUCAUGAAGUUUGUUCAACCACAGAAAUACAAAAUCCUGAACGACAGAGGUCUAGAAUUAUUAAUCAACAUGGUUCUGUAACAAGGGAAGAAAAUCACUUAUCCCAUGUACUUGUUGAUAUUAGUAGUAAACAAGAGGCCAUCUCCAGCAUGCUGUCUGAAAAAUACUGGACUUCAAUGUUGGAUUAUCAGGAUUAUUUGAAGGUCAUUCAGGAGGCUGUACAGGCACUGACCCCCCAGACCUUAUAA